AUGGUUUUCCCGGACAACCAGGUACCCCUGGAAAGCCAGGAGCUCCAGGGGAACCAGGAGAGGCCGGACUUCCAGGGGACAGAGGCCAGCCUGGACCUCCAGGAGUACCAGGGUUGGGGAAGCAAGGCACAGAUGGCCUCAGGGGCCCACAUGGGGCCUUGGGAGCCAAGGGGGAGUCUGGUCACCAAGGCCUACCAGGUCCUCCUGGUGUACCAGGAUACAGCAAGCCAGGUUUCCCAGGGCCCAAGGGACAUAAGGGAUAUGACGGCCUUCCAGGAGUUCAAGGGGCCAAAGGAGACAAAGGCCAGGCUGGUGCUCCAGGCAUGA
Knipowitschia caucasica is the source of this 327-nucleotide messenger RNA. NCBI's taxonomy places the organism in Eukaryota, Metazoa, Chordata, Actinopteri, Gobiiformes, Gobiidae. The record is from the annotation of a GenBank genome assembly.